This is a messenger RNA of Ceraceosorus guamensis, 381 nucleotides long. RefSeq lists its product as hypothetical. The transcript has a single exon. NCBI's taxonomy places the organism in Eukaryota, Fungi, Basidiomycota, Exobasidiomycetes, Ceraceosorales, Ceraceosoraceae. The record is from RefSeq and is a predicted model, not a curated record. The coding region runs from base 40 to 282 and encodes 80 amino acids.
AGAGCGGCGAUGUGUGGUAUCGACAUAAAGACUUUUGACAUGCCUUACCCCCAAAUGCCUCGGCCAGCUCUUGCGUCGCAGACCAUCAAUGCAAGGCAGGCCGUGCUGCGCAUGUGUGGGGACUUCUGUUUGUUGGCUAUAUGUAUGCUGUCUGACCCAGCACACUCAACGAUCACCGUACCACACCGCGGAUGGAAAUGUGGGUAUGCGACCAUGACCGGCAUCACAUCACACGGCUUCUACAGAAGGUGCUCUGCUCGUCUGGCACCCAGUGCACCCUAGCACCGGUAGUCGUGAAGCGCUCUAUUCCUGCUGCCUGCGAUGCGAAGCGAAGCCAAGCGGAUUCUUGGCAAAGAAAGGGCUCCCUUGGUCAAAGAUAAG